AUGGCUACCAGACCGCCUAAUCGGUUUCUAAAAACUUUCUUUUAUACGGUCGCGGCUUUUGCGGGAGCGGGCGGCGUCCUUUAUAUAACUUACCGGCCGCGGAAUAUUCCAGGAUCCGAUCCAGCUGCCGUCCCGCCUCCUCGUUAUGGCGAAGGCGGGAAGCUAUUGCCCCCGCAAUUCCCUUAUAUAAAGAGCCGAGAUGAGCAGAUACGUGAUUUAAAGAGGAGCUCGGCGGGGAGCCUUCAAGGCACCAUUAAAGGAAAGCAACUUUUUGAUGGCAAAGGAGGCAAUGGAGCCACUGCCGCUCAUGAUGAGGAGCCCUUCGAUCUCCUUGUCAUCGGCGCUGGAGCAACCGGAGCUGGCAUCGCCCUUGACGCAGCCACUCGCGGUUUGAAAGUCGCCGUUGUGGAACGCGACGAUUUCAGUGCUGGAACGAGCAGUAAGAGCACGAAGCUGGUGCACGGGGGCGUCCGCUAUUUGGAAAAAGCGGUCUGGGAACUUGACUACAACCAGUAUUCACUAGUUAAGGAAGCCCUACGCGAAAGGAAAUAUUUCCUUCAUACAGCCCCUCAUCUCUCAACGUGGCUGCCAAUCAUGGUUCCAGUUCAAAGAUGGUGGCAGGUUCCGUAUUUUUGGGCAGGGACCAAGUUUUAUGACUUCUUGGCAGGCUCCGAAGGAAUUGAGAGCUCAUAUUUUUUGCCUAAGAGUAAAGCACUAGAUGCCUUCCCAAUGCUGAAAAAGGACAACUUAUUCGGGGCGUUGGUUUAUUAUGAUGGGGCCCAUAAUGAUUCGCGUAUGAACGUGUCCCUGGCUAUGACGGCCGCUAUAUACGGAUGUACCGUGGUGAAUCAUAUGGAAGUAACUGGCUUGACUAAAGAUGCAAAUGGAAGGCUUACUGGGGCGCGUGUGAAGGAUCUUAUCGCCGAAAGAAACGGUCAAGAAGCCCAGGAAUUCACCGUUCGCGCUAAGGGGGUCAUAAACGCAACCGGACCUUUUACAGAUUCUAUUCGAAGGAUGGAUGAUCCUAAUAUCGCUGAGAUUGUAGCGCCGAGUUCUGGCGCUCAUGUGAUCCUGCCGGGAUACUAUAGCCCAGCGAAGAUGGGACUCAUCGACCCGGCCACUUCUGAUGGCAGAGUGAUUUUCUUCCUACCUUGGCAAGGGAACACGAUUGCGGGCACCACGGAUAGCCCGACUACGAUAACGCCACAGCCGAUACCUUCGGAAGAUGAUAUUAAUUGGAUCCUAUCAGAGAUCAGAGGAUACUUAGCUCCAGAUAUCAACGUUCGACGAGAUGACGUACUUGCUGCUUGGUCUGGCAUCCGACCGCUGGUGCGUGAUCCUAAGGCUAAGAAUACAGAGUCCCUGGUUCGAAGCCAUUUGGUUUCCGUAUCCAAAUCCGGCUUGUUGACUUGUGCUGGUGGAAAAUGGACCACAUAUCGCCAGAUGGCAGAGGAAGCUGUGGAUGAGGCGAUUAAGCAAUUUAAUCUUCAACCUCGAGCCCUUCGGAUAGUUCCUGACAUCAGUGGCACUGGCUAUCACGUCGACAAAGCUAUUCUUGAUGGUUCCUGCCAAACACAUCAAGUCCGCCUGAUAGGCGCUCACGGAUACUCAAAAACUUUGUUCAUUAACCUUAUACAGCACUUUGGGCUGGCCACUGACGUUGCUAAGCACCUUACAGAAUCAUAUGGGGAUCGUGCCUGGGAAGUAGCUGCUAUGUCAUCACCAACGAAUAUACGUUUCCCUCUAUGUGGAGUUCGCAUAUCUCCACUCUAUCCAUUUAUUGAUGGCGAAAUUCGAUAUGCUGUUCGUCGUGAAUACGCGCAAACAGCGGUUGAUGUUCUCGCCAGGAGGACUAGGUUAGCAUUCCUUAAUGCUCGAGCUGCCCUUGAAGCCCUCCCUACCGUUGUGGAUAUAAUGGCAGAGGAACUGCACUGGGACGAAAAGCGCAAAGACGUCGAAUGGACCGAGACGGUCAAAUUCCUUGUUUCCAUGGGUCUUCCUAAAUCUCGAGCUGGCGCUACAAGAAAGGAUGUCGAAAAGGGCAGAUUGACUGGCGUCAGCUCCACUCAGACCAAAAGACCUUUGGUGGACUGCACCAAUCCAAAUGCGAUUCAGUUGGACCGAACCCUACCUGAAUAACCACGGAUUCGUGGCCAAUUCUUUGUUUAAGCAUCGACCUCUUUCCAGACACGGAUCUAUUCCUUCUCCUUACAAUUUUGAUCUUAUGACCUUUAAUCUCUUCCCUUCUUUCUUUUAGAUAUUUUAUAGAAUGCAAUUGUGCAUCUCUACUACCAUGAUAUUAAUGUCAGUAUGCAGACAUACACA
Coccidioides posadasii C735 delta SOWgp is the source of this 2325-nucleotide messenger RNA. RefSeq names its product mitochondrial glycerol-3-phosphate dehydrogenase (gene GUT2). Lineage: Eukaryota; Fungi; Ascomycota; Eurotiomycetes; Onygenales; Onygenaceae. Gene Ontology annotation, cellular component: glycerol-3-phosphate dehydrogenase (FAD) complex; mitochondrion. The record is from RefSeq and is a predicted model, not a curated record. Gene Ontology annotation, biological process: glycerol-3-phosphate metabolic process. Gene Ontology annotation, molecular function: glycerol-3-phosphate dehydrogenase (quinone) activity.